This is a messenger RNA of Prunus armeniaca (apricot), 1260 nucleotides long. The record is from the annotation of a GenBank genome assembly. NCBI's taxonomy places the organism in Eukaryota, Viridiplantae, Streptophyta, Magnoliopsida, Rosales, Rosaceae.
AUGAUGGGUACGAGAUUCAUACUCUCAAGAGCAAGAACAUCAACUAAAAAUCUCAAUCUCCAUGGUUCCUCACCACUCUCUCAAUUCAUCAGAAACCUCUCCUCCGUCGUUUCCCGAGAAUCCAAUUUCCGCAACCUCAAGAAUCCUCGUCCCGGAUAUUCCAGGAGCAUGGUCUCUGCUUCAAACUACAAUCUCGACCAGGACUCGGCCUUGAGUCUUGAUACUCGUGUUCCAGCCACCGUCAUCACCGGCUUUCUUGGUUCUGGAAAGACUACACUGCUGAAUCAUAUUCUGACAUCUCAACAUGGGAAGCGGAUUGCGGUCAUAGAAAAUGAGUUUGGUGAGGUGGAUAUUGAUGGAUCAUUGGUUGCUAGUCAUUCAUCUGUGAGUGAAGACAUUGUCAUGGUCAAUAAUGGUUGCCUAUGCUGUACUGUUCGGGGUGAUCUAGUUAAAAUGCUGUUGGAGUUGGUUAAGAAAAAACGAGACAAGUUUGAUCAUAUUGUUAUAGAAACCACGGGCCUUGCUAACCCAGCUCCCGUUAUAGAAACAUUUUGUAUGGAUGAACUUGUUUCAAGACGUGUGAAACUGGAUGGAGUUGUUACUUUGGUUGAUGCCAAGCAUGCAAUGCAACAUUUGAACGAAGUGAAACCAAGAUUUGUGGUGAAUGAGGCAGUGGAACAAGUUGCAUAUGCUGAUCGUAUUAUAUUGAACAAGAUAGAUUUGGUGACCGAGACUGAAUUGGAGGUAUUGACUAACAGAAUCAAGCAUAUCAAUGGGAUGGCGCAAAUCAAGCUAGCUAAAUUUGGAUCUGUGGACAUGGACUUUGUUUUGGGUGUAGGAGGAUAUGAUCUCGAAAGGAUCGAUAGUCAAGUUCAAGUAGAUAGUUCCUGUUCUCCAUCCCAUCACCAUGAAGCUGGACAUGGUGCCGAACACCACAAUCAUCAUCACGACCAUGUACAUGAUUCUACCGUCUCAAGUGUCAGCAUAGUUUAUGAGGGAACCCUUGAUCUUGACGAGGUGGACGAUUGGCUUGAAAGGUUGAUUGAAGAAAAAGGAGAAGACUUGUACAGGAUGAAGGGUGUCUUAUCUAUAAAUGGUUCUGAUCAACGUUAUGUUUUCCAGGGAGUGCACUCCACAUUGGAUGGGUGCCCAGGCAGUACAUGGGGACCUGAUGAGAAGAGGAUUAACAAGCUUGUGUUCAUAGGAAGGAAUUUGGAUGAAACUACUCUUAGAAAAGGUUUUAGAGGUUGUCUAGUAUGA